AUUUUCGCUCCGAAGCUGGCAACCAAGAUUUUUUCUUAUUCUCCAGUGCAGCACUGACUGAUCGAGUGUACACCAUAUGUCUGAGGAUACACCUGAAAUAUAAGUACGCUGAGAAAGAAUGACAAUUUAGUCUUACCACACUAUUGUUAGUAGCUAUUGCAAUCUUACGGAGUUUCACGAGGCCCCGUUUUGAGCAAGACUAGGCAAUGGAUUAUUCCCGAAAAGAUUCCGAGAAAGCCAUCUUUGCAGUAAGAGAGGUUGUCUGCGGUCUUCCUAUUUACCAAACAAGAGGAAUGGCAUGUGCCGUUGAUGUGAGAGGGAAGCAGUGCUUGGUAACUUGGGAGGGUGUUUUCAAAGAGGAUGAUCGUGCCCUUAUCGAGUCAGUGAAAUUGCAUCGGGGCUCGAGAAACUUUCAUAACGACGAGAAGAGAUAUAGGCUAGAAAUAUCAGCGAUUAAGCAAGCUGGCAGCUGUUCGUUUAUUUCAGUGAAGGCUCUUAAAGGUAGCAACGCGUCUGAGACACUCAAGACUACAACUGAUUCUAACAUCCUUAAGUUGAUUAUUCCAAGAAGUGACGUAAUUGUUAAAGAUGUCUGGGCACAGUCAUUUAUCGGAAGCAACAAACCGUUGAAAUUUAAAUUCAAGUACAAACGCGAAACGAAAAAGCAUGAACUGAAUUCUUUUGAGGGGGAGAAAUGUAUCAUCGAGAAGUCUGUUGUUCUUGGAUCGCCUAUUAUUACAACAGAGGGUGUGAUUGGUGUUGUAGGAGAGGAUGCUGAUGGACAACCUAUUCCCUAUUUCAUAACACAGACAGAACUUGAUCACAGAGACAGGGAUCCAAGUGAGAGUGAGAAUGAUGAAGAAAAAAAAAGUCUUGAUGAUCUAGAUUCUGCUGGCUCUACCGGACAAACUGCUAAGAAUUUUAAGCAGCUGAAAGAAGCAAUCAAUGACAAGAGUAAGCGAGGUCUUGAGGAGAUAAAGAAUGCUGUAUCAAGAAUUGGUUUUGUAAUUUCUGAUAAUGAAGGAAAUGGAAAUUGUCUGUUUCAUGCUUUAUGUGAGCAACUGGAAAUUGUUAAAGGAAUUUCAAUUAAGCAUGAUGAAUUGAGGCAAACCUUAGUUCAAUACCUCGCAGAAAACCCAAGUAUGGAAGAUGGAACUUGUCUGUUUAGCCUCUUAGAGAGUAGCCAACGUAGCAGUUUUGUUACAUGGGAUAAUUACCUAAGAGACAUGGCAAAAGAUGGCACUUGGGGUGAUGAAAUGACAAUUAUUGCAGCAGCAAACUGUUAUAAAACCAUUAUUAAUGUGAUCAGGGCACUACCUGGAACUACCUUGGUUAUCCCUAUCAAGCCAGAAUGUGAAGUAAAAGGUGGACAUACAGUUUGGCUGGGGCACAUAUAUAACUUCCAUUUUGUCAGCCUUCUUAAAGCUGCAGUAGCUACAUCAGAUCAAGUUAUUAAUGGAACUCAGCAGAAAGAAUGUCAAGAAUCGAAGGAGAAGCCCGAUCAUGAGAAGACAUCCUCCAGUACUGAAACAGUCCCUGCUGUCAAUUCUACCGAGGAAAGUAAGAGGUCACCAUUUGUUCUCAUCCAUUUUAGAAUGUUCUUCAUUUUGAUUUCUAUUUCCUCCCAGCUUACCGGUACUUUUUUAUUGUAAGUGAAAAUGAAAAGUAGAUUUAAGGUAUAUUUCCUCUUGUGUAUUUUACACAGAUCAUGAGAAGGCAUCUUAUAGUACUGAAACAGUCCCUGCUUUCGAUUCUACAGAUAAUAGUAUGAGGUCACCUUUUGUCCUCAUCCAAUCUUUUAGACAAGAGAUGGUGUAGGGUUGAGCCUUAGGUGCAAGCAUAUGAUGUUUUGGAUUUUGCUAUAUCAAAAAUAGAGUACACAAUUGUAAAUAUUUCAACACAGUUUAUCUAUUUUAUUAUUUACAGAUAUUGUUGGUGUAACAAUAUCUACAUUCAAAUACGUCGAGUUUAAAAUUUAUAGGUGAUUGAGUUUAUGCGAGAGGUCAUUUGUAACAGUGCCU
Messenger RNA from Stylophora pistillata, 2021 nucleotides. RefSeq lists its product as uncharacterized. The record is from RefSeq and is a predicted model, not a curated record. Gene Ontology annotation, biological process: protein deubiquitination; signal transduction. NCBI's taxonomy places the organism in Eukaryota, Metazoa, Cnidaria, Anthozoa, Scleractinia, Pocilloporidae. Gene Ontology annotation, molecular function: cysteine-type deubiquitinase activity; protein binding.